Molecule: messenger RNA, 6241 nt
Organism: Vigna angularis (adzuki bean)
Lineage: Eukaryota; Viridiplantae; Streptophyta; Magnoliopsida; Fabales; Fabaceae
Product: disease resistance protein RPV1
Exons: 9
Coding region: 143-6040 (1965 amino acids)
Biological process (GO): signal transduction; defense response
Molecular function (GO): ATP hydrolysis activity; ADP binding
Source: RefSeq, a predicted model, not a curated record
GUUAUUGCCGUAUUGACGUGGCUGACCAGAACAAACAACACGCGACAGAUACUUUCAGAGAGGAUAGUUGCAGAGAAAACAGAGUUCUUCAUAGAUCUUCAUCAUUCCCACUAGAUCUUCAUCAUCUUUCUAAUUCAUUCCAAUGUUAGGAAGUUCUUCAUCAUUUCCAGUCUCUACUUCUACCACCAGCUAUCAUGUGUUUCUCAGCUUCAGAGGAGAAGACACGCGUAAAAACUUCAUCAGUCACCUUUAUGCAGCACUGCAAAGGAAACGCAUCAAAGCAUAUAUUGAUGAGAGAGCACAAAAGGGCGAAGAAAUUUCGCUUGCACUCCAAACUGCGAUAGAAGAAUCAAAGAUCUAUGUCCUGGUUUUCUCCGAAAACUAUGCAUCUUCCACGUGGUGCUUGAAGGAACUGACUAUGAUACUGAACUGCAAGAAGAGAUAUGGAAGGGACGUGAUACCGGUUUUCUACAAAGUGGAUCCAUCAACUGUCAGGAAGCAGGAAGAAAGAUACAAAGAAGCAUUCGAAGAGCAUGAACAGCUGUUUAAGGACGACAUGGAGAAAGUGCAAGGAUGGAAGGAUGCUCUAACCGAAGCUGCUGGACUCUCCGGUUGGGAUUCAAACGUUAUCAGGUCAGAAAACACACUUGUUGAAGGAAUUGUGGAAGAUAUUAUGAGAAAAUUGAAUCUUUAUUCCAUUAGUUAUAAUCCAGGAACUAUCGGCAUUGAAAAACAUAUUGAAAGCAUUCAGUUAUUGAUGCAUUUUGAGUCAUCAGAUAUUCGGAUCAUAGGAAUUUGGGGCAUGGGAGGAAUAGGAAAAACUACAAUUUCUGAACAAAUAUAUCACACAUUUACAAUGCAAUUUGAUUCCAGAAGCCUUGUUUUAGACACUCAAGAAAAAAUAAAAAGAGAUGGAAUAGACGCUGUCAGAAAAAAAUAUAUGCCCGAGCUUCUAAAUGAAGUACCAUCCCUCAAAGGAAUGAGGAUUCUCAUCAUUCUUGAUGAUGUUACUGAUUCGGUUCAACUUAAACAAUUGCUAGGAAGGUGUGAUAGUUUUGGACAAGGCAGUAGAAUCAUUAUAACCAGUAGAGACAAACAAGUGUUAAAGAAUGCUGGAGCUGAUGACAUCUACGAAGUUAAGGAGUUGAAUUUUCCUGAUUCUCUGAAACUUUUUAGUUUACAUGCUUUUAAACAAAACUCUUCACAAGAAACAACGUACAUGGACUUGGCAGAAGAGGUGUUGAGAUAUGCAAAAGGAAUUCCAUUAGUUCUCCAAAUUUUGGGCUCAUUACUUUACGGAAGAACAAGAGAAGCAUGGGAAAGUCAGUUGCAAAAGUUGAAAAAAAGCCAACAUCUUAAAAUUUUUAAUGUAUUAAAAUUAAGUUAUGAUGGGCUUGAUGACGAGGAAAAGAAUAUAUUUCUUGACAUCGCUUGCUUUAAUAGGGGAUACGAAGAGAGCCUGGUAAUAGAAAGAUUAGACGACUGUGGUUUUUCUUCUAAAAUUGGAAUGGAUGUUCUCAAAGAUAGAUGUCUAAUAUCUAUCGUUAAUGGUAGAAUUGAAAUGCAUGAUCUAAUACAAGAAAUGGGUCAAGAAAUUGUUCGUCAGUGCCCUCAAUAUCCUGAAAAAUGCAGUCGAUUGUUUAAGGCUGACGAGAUUCUUGAGGUUUUAAAAAAGAACAAGGGGUCAGAUGCAAUUCAGUGUAUCUUACUAGAUUUGGCAGAAAUAAAAGAAGUUAUAGUACAUGGACAAACUUUCCAAAAGAUGGAUAAUCUUAGGAUGCUUAUACUCGAUGAUUAUUUUCGUAUUGGAAUUCUACGGGAAUCCAAAGUGUCUCUUGCAUCAUCUCUUGUAAGUCUACCAGACUCUUUAAAGAUUCUUUCUUGGAAAAGUUUCCCUCAAAGAUCUUUACCACCAGACUUUUGCCCAAAAAAUCUAGUGAGACUCGUAAUGCCAUACUGCCAUCUUGAACAACUUUGGGAAGAAGAUCAGAGUUUACCGAAGUUGAAAAGGCUCGACCUGAGUUAUUCUGAGAAACUUACUAGAAUACCAGACCUUUCCCAGUCACCAAAUAUUGAAGAAAUAAUUCUCAGUCAUUGUCCAAAGUUGAUUAAAGUUCACUCUUCCAUAUUACUCACCAAGCUCACUUCUUUACGUUUAGAUAGAUGUUAUAAUCUCAAUAGUGUAACUGUUCCCAGCAAUAUUCUAUCUAGAUCACCAGGAUCCAUUAAUCUUUCAUGUUGUUCGAAUCUUGAAAUGUUUUCAACCAGUCAAACCCCAAUAUCUUAUUCUCCACCAUCGUCAUCAUUAAUUGGUCCAAUAUUCCCUCAUGUGAAACUGGGGCGUCAAUUGCAACGUGGGCAUUCCAUAGAGGCGCACUCGGCUACAAGUGAAAAUCCCUCAAGAUCGUAUUACAGUAGAAUUUUCUCCAUUACUUAUUGGGAAGCGGAUGAAGAAAAAGAAGUGACUAAUAAUAAUAUAUACCUAUAUGAUGAAAUGUCGGAACAACUCUUUGAAGGUGUGUCCUUAAAUUUUCGAAGUCCCAAGGAGCUCUGUUUCUUAGAUCUCUCGAACUGUUCUUCCCUUACAAUAUUUCCAUUUGACCUUUCUGAGAUGAAAUUCCUAAAGGAACUUUAUCUCAGUGGUUGCUCAAAAUUGGAAUAUUUCCCAGAGAUUGAGGAUACGAUGGAAAAUUUGGCGGUUCUAAUCUUAGACGACACAGCCAUACAGGCACUACCUUCAUCCUUGUGGCGUUUGGUAGGGCUUCAACAACUGAGUUUGCGGGAUUGCAGGAAUCUUGAGAUUAUUCCAUCUUCCAUUGGAAGCCUCACCAGACUAUGCAAGUUAGACCUUACCUACUGUGAAUUACUUCAAAGUUUUCCAAACACCAUUUUCAAAUUGAAGUUGAGGAACCUUGAUUUGUGUGGUUGCUUUAAGUUGAGGACCUUCCCAGAGAUCACGGAGCCGACACAAACUUUUACUCAUAUAAAUUUAACAGAAACGGCUAUCAAAUAUCUGCCUUCCUCAUUUGACAAUUUGGUUAAUCUUCGAUCCCUGCAGCUCAACAAAUGCAGGGAUCUCGAAUCACUCCCAAACUCCAUUGUUAAUCUAAAACAUCUCUGUAAACUUGAUUGUUCGGGGUGUGCCAAAUUAACAGAAAUCCCAACGCACAUUGGUAGCCUCUGGUCAUUAAUGGAACUGUCACUGAGUGAGAGCGGAAUCGUGAACCUUCCUGAAAGCAUUGCUCAUCUUUCAAGCAUGAUAUUACUUGAUUUAAGCGACUGCAAAAAUCUUGAAUGCAUCCCACAGAUUCCACUGUUUCUAAAACAACUGGUGGCAUUGGAUUGCACAUCAAUUAGAAGAGUGAUGUCAAAUCGAAACCUCUCAGAUUCAAAGGAGGAUGUCUUCAUAUUUCAUUUGACCAAUGCCCAACAACUGGAUUUAGGUGCUCGUGCUAACAUUGAGGAGGAUGCAAGGCUCAGGAUGACCCACGAUGCAUAUACGUCUGUGUUCUUCUGUUUUCCAGCGAGUGCAAUUCCUCAUUGGUUUCCUUUUCGCAGCGAAGGACCUUCAGUGACUAUAAAUGAAGAUUUAAGUUUCUGCAGCGAUGGCAGGCUCAUUGGUUUCGCUUUGUGUGUGGUUUUUGGAGUGUUAGAUACGAAUGAUAUUAAUAGCAGAUACAGUUCUUUUGUUUACAGCCUAACAUUUGAAUGUGAUGAUGAUGGCACACAGAUAAUUCCAAAUAGUAAUGUGUUAGAUAACUAUUUCCCAGGGCGUUAUAGUCACAGAGUCCUUGAUAAAGAUCACAUAUUUAUGUGGAAAUUUAACUUGGAGAGCCUAAGGGGGAGCAGCAUGAACCUUAGGCUCUGUGAUGCUCGCAGCUUCACUUUUGAGAUCGAUUAUAACUUUGAGUUUGAGUGGUCAGAUUACGUCUCCUUUGUGACAAUAAAAGAAUGCGGAAUGUGCCCUCUUUAUAGCAGCGAAAGCAAUGUUGCAGAAUCUUCAAGAUAUUUUGUGAAAAUUGAAUGGCUUCUCCAAAAGUUGGUUUGGUUUUUAUUAUGUGACAGAGCAGCAGAGAUGACUUUGGGUAGAAAUGAAUUGCAGAGAAAGAAGAGAGAAUUGAUUUCGAUGGCAGAGAGUUCUUCAUCAUUCGCUGGGUCCGCUUCUCCCACCAGGUACGAUGUGUUUCUGAACUUCAGAGGGGAAGACACUCGUGAGAACUUCAUUAGUCACCUUUAUGCAGCGCUGGAGAGGAAGCACAUUGAAACAUAUAUUGAUUACAGACUACAAAGGGGCGAAGAAAUUUCACCUGCACUGCAAACUGCAAUAGAAGAAUCAAAGAUCUAUGUCCUGGUUUUCUCCGAAAACUAUGCAUCUUCGACGUGGUGCCUGAAUGAGCUCACUAAGAUACUGGACUGCAAGAAGAGAUAUGGAAGGGAUGUGAUACCCAUUUUCUACAAGGUGAAUCCAUCAACUGUCAGGAAGCACGAAGAGAGAUACAAAGAUGCAUUCGAAGAGCAUGAACUGCGGUUUAAGGAAAACAUGGACAAAGUGCAAGAAUGGAAAGAUGCUCUAACCGAAGCUGCUGGCUUCUCAGGAUGGGAUUCAAACGUUAUCAGGUCAGAAAACUCACUUGUUGAAAAAAUUGUGGAAGACAUUUUGGAAAAAUUGGAUCUUUAUUCCAUUAGUUCUGAUCGAGGAAUCAUCGGCGUUGAAAAACAAAUUGAAAGCAUUCGGUUAUUGAUGCAUUUUGAGUCAUCAGAUAUCCGGAUCAUAGGAAUUUGUGGCAUGGGAGGAAUAGGAAAAACUACAAUUUCUCAACAAAUAUAUCACACAUUUGCAAAGCAAUUUGAUUCCAGAAGCCUUGUUUUAGACACUAAAAAAAAAAUAGAAAGAGAUGGAAUAGACACUGUUAGAGAAAAAUAUAUGUCUGAGCUUCUAAAUGAAGUACCAUCCCCUAGUUUAUUAUACUACAGUGAAAGACUCAAACGAAUAAGGAUUCUCAUCAUUCUUGAUGAUGUUACCGAUUCACUACAACUUAAACAAUUGCUAGGAAGGCAUGAUAGUUUUGGACAAGGCAGUAGAAUCAUUAUAACCAGCAGAGACAGACAAGUGUUAAAGAAUGCUGGAGCAUAUGACAUCUACGAAGUUAAGGAGUUGAAUUUUCCUGAUUCUCUAAAACUUUUUAGUUUACAUGCUUUCAAACAAAACUCUUCACAAGAAACAACGUACAUGGACUUGGUAGAAGAGGUGUUGAGAUAUGCAAAAGGAAUUCCAUUAGUUCUCCAAAUUUUGGGCUCAUUAAUUUAUGGCAGAACAAGAGAAGCAUGGGAAAGUCAGUUACAAAAGUUGGAAACAUGCCAACAUCUUAAAAUUUUUAAUGUAUUAAAAUUAAGUUAUGAUGGGCUUGAUGACGAGGAGAAGAACAUAUUUCUUGACAUCGCUUGCUUUUAUAGGAGAGUCAAGGAGAGUGUGGUAGUAGAAAUACUAGACGACUGUGGUUUUUCCUCUAAGAUUGGAAUGGAUGUUCUAAAAGAUAGAUGUCUAAUAUCUAUCUUGGAUGGUAGAAUUGAAAUGCACGAUCUCAUACAAGAAAUGGGUCAAGAAAUUGUUCGUAAAGAGUGUUCUCAAUAUCCAAGAAAACGCAGUCGAUUGUUCAAGGCUGACGAAAUUCAUGAGGUUUUAGAAAAGAGCAAGGGGUCAGAUGCAAUUCAGUGUAUCUUACUAGAUUUGCGGGAAAUAAAAGAAGUUAUAAUACAUGGACAAACUUUCCAAAAGAUGGAUAAUCUUAGGAUGCUUAUGCUCGAUGAUUUUCGUUAUGGGCAUCUAUGCGAAUCCAAAGUGUUUCUUGCAUCAUCUCUUGUAAUUCUACCAAACACUUUAAAGAUUCUUUGUUGGAAUGGUUUCCCUCAAAGAUCUUUACCACCGAACUUUUGCCCACAAAAUCUAGUGAGACUCGAAAUGCCAAACUGCCAUCUUGAACAACUUUGGGAAGAAGAUCAGAGAAGGCGUUAUGAAAUCCUGAGGAGCUACUGCAUUUGAAAGGGUAAUAGGAGCGUCGUAUAUCAUUGUAUUAGGAUAGAGCUGUCAAACCAGAAAUUUCUGUUUGGUUAAUGUGGAAGAGUGAAGAUGAUAACAAGUUAUUAUUUGUUGAUCUUGGCCUGUGAUGGUUAAUUCUUUAUAAUUAUAGUUUCACUGUAAAGUUGAAGACAGUUUAUUUGAAUUUAUAAUCUUAUUGAUUUC